GGCGAGACCAAAAUGAGCUACGAAGGCAUGUCGAAGCUCUACACGCGCUACGCGCACCAACCGUUCACCAUUCUUGCUUUUCCCUGCAAUCAGUAUGACAAGCAAGAGCCCAAGAGCAACGCCAACAUUGAAAAGUUUGUGCGUGGCAACGGCACCCACCAUUGUGGCCUGGUUUACUGCGAUUGGACUGGUUACUUCCCGUACCCGCUCUUUGCCAAAACCAAUGUCAAGGUCAGCCCUGCUGCCGUAUUUUGA
This is a messenger RNA of Monosiga brevicollis MX1, 255 nucleotides long. RefSeq lists its product as uncharacterized. The annotation marks the transcript as partial. The transcript has a single exon. The record is from RefSeq and is a predicted model, not a curated record. Gene Ontology annotation, molecular function: glutathione peroxidase activity. Gene Ontology annotation, biological process: response to oxidative stress. NCBI's taxonomy places the organism in Eukaryota, Choanoflagellata, Craspedida, Salpingoecidae.